Messenger RNA from Aricia agestis (brown argus), 1246 nucleotides. RefSeq lists its product as uncharacterized. The record is from RefSeq and is a predicted model, not a curated record. The coding region runs from base 196 to 1227 and encodes 343 amino acids. Gene Ontology annotation, cellular component: mitochondrial nucleoid. Gene Ontology annotation, molecular function: DNA polymerase processivity factor activity. The transcript is spliced from 7 exons. Lineage: Eukaryota; Metazoa; Arthropoda; Insecta; Lepidoptera; Lycaenidae. Gene Ontology annotation, biological process: mitochondrial transcription; transcription elongation by mitochondrial RNA polymerase.
CACGGCUUGUUAUGUAAUUAAUUCAUAUUGUUUGACAAACUUCAUGAAAUUUACGCUGAAACAUAACAUUAUACUUACUUAUUAAGUUUCUGUUUGUACAAUUCUCUAAGAAUGAAUAUAAUUCUUUUUAAAUCAAUUUGAUUUAUGUACCUGACUUAUAAGAAAUAACCAUCAAGAACCCUUGAAGCCACCAAAAUGAUUUCAUUAUUCACAAAAAAAGUUCUGAUAGAUUCAAAUGUAAGAAAUAAAAAAUUGUUUCCUUACCUGAGACGCUUUGUCAGCAAGGAAUAUUCGGAUGAGCAGAAAGCAAGAAUAUUAGAAGUAAUAAAUGCCGACACUUCAGAUCUAUUAAGAUAUGAUAUUUCUAAAAUUAGACACAAAAAAUUUACAAAAUGGAUAGCUAAGAAUGGACAGCUAAAAAGUAUUGAUGAAAUAGAAAAAAUAGAAGGAUUUUCUGAGAAAACUGCAAUAAAACUGUUUGAUAGUAUUGUAGACACAACAAAUAAUUCAGCUAUUGCUAAGAAACUAAAAGGCCAAGUGCUUAAUCCACCUUUAAGUGAAAGUAUUCAGAGUUCCUGCAAGUCGGUGCUGGCAAUCCAUGUAACAAUGUACUCUGUGUGUUGGACACUUAUACGCAGAUCUAGGUAUGAGGUAGAAGAGUGGAAAUAUUAUAAAAUUGACUACCCAGAUGGAAGAAAGAUGCAGCUUCCGGAUAUUUACAAUAUUGCUGCAGACGUGACAAACCAACUUCCAGUAGCUGAUGUCUAUGUAAUGAAGGCAGAGGCGACGACGCUCAGGGCGGCUGGCAGUGAUCCCAACAAUCCAAAGAUGCUCGGAGUCAAUCUCCAGAAGGCCCAGAUGAUAGCUAUGAUUGUAGCUCUGGUCAACUCCCGGGAAAGCAGUUGUGAUAAAAUUGGUGAUGAUGACAACAAAGUCCAUUUCCUGCGGCCAACAUUACCAUUCAGAUUGUAUGGUACUCUAGUUGGAAAUGAAAGAGUAUCUACAGACCAGGCGGUGGAACUACUCCUCCAAGACUCCAAGGUACGGACUUCAGAUUAUUCCAAAGUAUAUGUUCCUGAGCACCUACAGGCUAUGUUCAGAAGGCAGGAAGAACUGCUAAAAGACAUGCUCGGCCAGUGUCUGCUCCUGGCCUUGACUUUCAUGGACGUGUGCGUAUACCUUAACGUAGAUAGCAUAAGUAAAUUGUUGAAGAGCUCGCAGAGUUGAAUAAAUUAUUAUUAAUUCA